AUGAAUAUGGAUGAAGCCGAUACUCACCACGAAGAAGUCUGGGACGACUCUCUCCUGAUCGAUUCCUGGAACCAGGCUCUGAAGGAGUACAAAAAAUACCACAGCAUCCAUGCAAAAGGCGGCAACAUCCGAGACUUGGGAGAAGCCGACGCUAGUUCAUCCAAUAAGGUCACAGAGGCUCUCAAAGUGGACGAAUCAGGCAGUCAACCAGUGGCCGAGACCGUGACCGAGACCGAGAAACACGUCGAGGAACUGCCGAGCAACGACGCUGAUGCAGCAAUGAACGAUUCCUCUGAGCAGCAUAGCUCACAACCGGGGCACGGCUUAAGCUCCAUCCCUAACGCGUUUCCGUCUCAGGCAAUCCUUGGCACAGUGCGCGAUGACAAUCUGAAAAAGCUCCUCAUGUCAUGGUACUACGCUGGCUAUUAUACCGGCCUGUUUGAGGGGCAGCAGCAAGCACAGCAGCAGGCACCGCAGCCCUGA
This is a messenger RNA of Trichoderma breve, 483 nucleotides long. RefSeq lists its product as uncharacterized. The record is from RefSeq and is a predicted model, not a curated record. Bases 1 to 483 code for a protein of 160 amino acids. NCBI's taxonomy places the organism in Eukaryota, Fungi, Ascomycota, Sordariomycetes, Hypocreales, Hypocreaceae. The transcript is spliced from 5 exons.